Molecule: messenger RNA, 2597 nt
Organism: Halichondria panicea
Lineage: Eukaryota; Metazoa; Porifera; Demospongiae; Suberitida; Halichondriidae
Product: ATP-dependent RNA helicase TDRD9-like
Exons: 8
Coding region: 1-1512 (503 amino acids)
Source: RefSeq, a predicted model, not a curated record
AUGCAGUUGGUGAUCUGCGGGUUGUUCUACCCUCAAUACUUCAGCUGGCUGCCUCUGGAGGAGGAGAGUUGUGAGAAGGCUAUGUCCGGCCAUGACCCAAAGACAACCGUCAUGUUGUCAGCACUACCUCGUGAUCCUGUAACCCACAGUGACCAGAUCUUCAACAUCUGCGGCAAAGGAAAAGCACUUCACUUCGAGACCUUCAAUAUACUUGUAUUUAUAUAUUCUCCAUUACUUGGCCCCUCCUCCUCUCAUGUUAGAGUGUUUGUUGAGUUUGAGAGACCUCACUCGCACUCCCGAUCACAAUCAACCGACGCCCCCGUCCUGGAUGCUGUCCUCAUCGCACUCAAACGCCGACAAGAGAGGAACAAGCUUGCCCUCUAUAUUGAUGAGUCCCCUCUCCCCUCUUCACAGAGGAACGAGGACGUCCCUGUAAUUAGAGCCGGGGCACUGAAGGAGAUGAAGCUCCCUGAUAGUGGCACUAAGCAGAUUGUCAUCACUGAGUACAUUGAUGCUGGCCACUUCUGGGCCCAGUUGGCCGACCAGGUUGCCACGACGAACAUGAGACGGCUACUGGACAGUAUCAACACUCGUAGCCUUUGUCCUCCAGCCAAGAUGGAGAGCAUGUUCUGUCUUGCCCCUUUCUCUGAGGACGGGCUGUUUUAUCGAGCAAAGGUCGUUGGCAUGGAGGUUAUCGAGGAGACAAAUGAGGUGUAUGCCCAUGUGGUAUUUGUGGACUAUGGUAACGUGAAGAUGGUGAAUACUGGUGUACUGUGUGAACUCUCCUCCAGUGACACAGAGCUCGAUAUGCAGGCCAUCGAGUGUUUCCUUACGUCCGUCAAACCCACCAUUCAGAGCUCAUCUGAUGGCAAGUGGUCAGCUGAGGCAAACGACAGGUUCAAGCAACUCACAAUGAGCAAAUAUCUCAUGAUUCAGGUGUACUCUCAUGUGGGGAAUUCCCUACGUGUCGACUUGUACGAUACAACAAGCCAGGAGGACAUCUUCAUCAACGAGGUGCUUGUGAAGGAAGGUCAUGCUGUCCACUGUGAGGAGCCCUACCCCUUGAAGUUUGCCCACGUUCAGACUCUAGCAGCUCAGGCGUCCGAGGCCUCGACCAGUGUGGGUGGUAGAGGAGGGAGGUACGAGUCCAGCACCACCAAGACCAUCCCCUGGCUGGAGGAGGACAGGACCAAGAAGUACCCCAGAGGCAGGAAGUUUGAGCUGAGAGGUCCUGACAGUAUGUACAAGGUGACCUUCCACCAGAUGACCAUUGCCGGGGGAAACCGACAGGCUCGCAUCGAGCGAGACUCAGUCAACUGUAUCGUGGUCAACAGUGAACCACAGGACCGUCGUGAUAGACUGAUGGUGGCAGGCUAUGUGGCGUUAAAUCCCUCAGGCAAUACAUGCAUCGCUAGACACACCACCCUCAUGCCCAACAUCCCUGCACUCCUCCACUUGGUCGCCAUUUUGUUUGCACCCUGUGUUGAGAUCCAUGCGUGUAUGCAGAUCUAGUUGAACAUCUUUCAACAGCCAUUAACUUUAGUUCUGAUGGUCCAAUUUCAAAAAUGUUAUGAUUUUCUGAAAGCUUAGAAAGAGACCUUUCAAAUGAUGUGUUUCAAUCCAAAAUUUAUUUGGGACCCUAAUUUGGCAUUUUUCGCCUUUGGACCAUGGGCAUGGUACAGGGUUUUGCAGAAUUCUUGCAACAGGGCUAAACAGACACAGCAAUGACUUCCAUAUAUGGAAGUCAAGUCAACUGCUGACUUAAAAUAUUGUGUGUACUAUGCAGGGUGUCAUACUGCUCAUACAGAGGAGGGAUAUGAUUAUAUCCCUCCUCUGGCUCCAAUCCCCCCCCCCCCCUAAAAUGUGCAUUUAGGUACUCAGUUGUGUUUGAGUGUCCAUAGCGGUAGGGUAUCGAAAUAACUGUUGACCUUUUUUUUUUAUGUUCUGGUGAUGUUUCAAAUGGUAAUGUUUGAAAGUCCCCUCUCUAAUUGCAAUCGUAUGACACUCUGGUAUGUGUAUAAUUAUUUGAAUGGCUUGAAUUGAAAGUUGUCCUGUGAGCCUAAAAGAGAGCAUCACAAGAUCAGGAGGACAUCCUGACAAGAUUUAAGGUGGUGCAUGGACGGUGUACCAGGUGGAAAUGUCGUAAAGUUGGUGACAAGACAAUUUGCUUCAACUGUGUGCAGAACUGUUGCUCUUUUCAAUGACACCCUGAUAAGCAUUUCCAUGGUGCACCACCCACCACCUUAAUUAAAUCUUGUGAAUAAGCUGAUGCUCUCUUAAUUAGAUCUGUAUUAUUAUUUUUAUUAGAGGCUUAGAAUUGUAGGCUUUAUUGUAGGAAUAGUUGAUACAAUUACUAAGUAUGCUGUUUAGGCUUCAAGUAUACACUUUAGAAUGCUAGUGGUAUGCACAAUAUUCGUUUGCUUACUGCAUGGUUUCUUUCCUCGCCAUUUUUAAAGGUUCCAUGUGCUUUCUGGGAUCACAUGAUUCCUUUGUUAGCUAUUUAUUGCUGUGAUGCUCUUUAUCAUGUGGGUACUGUGUGGGACUGCAGGGGCUAGGGUGUCGUGUUCCUCUAACCUUGUGGUUAUUGUGUUGUAUUG